AUGCGGCGCAGUAUAACAGCAGUCGAGGUUCAAGCUCGGAGUUUCCGUUUUCAAAAGUUUUUCAAGUCCGACCCAACCAGAAGCACAAAGUUCCCAGCAGCCAAAACAAGUCUGGGACUAAAAGGUGCUCUCUUUUAUAAGUAUGCACAUUCCGACGGAUACUCUUAUUGCGAGCAAACCACAGGUACUCGCAGUACGUUUCACACGAGUUUGACGACAGCAGAGCAAGGCGGUUUUUGUACAUUUUGCGGGUUUUUGUCGGCAGCAACUUCGGGCUACCGAGUUUCAAGAUCGAUCUCUAACGGACCUUUAGCGACAUUCGACGGAUCCCCAUCGAGUUUCAAGAUCGAUGAGGGCAGCGGAAAUCCCUCAAGUUUCAGCGUUGUUUGAGCGACUUUCGAGAGCAGAGACGCAGGAUAGUUUUGCAGAUUUUCGACAACUUUCAAGUCAUAUUUUGCAGCAAGUUUGCUACCUUUUUGCAUGAAUCCGCACCCAGAUAGCGGGUUCUCUUAACUUCGCACAGGCACCCUGUUGAGCACACCGUGGUGCAUUUGCCAGCCACCAACUUCCCUACCGAGUGGAAGAAUUGGCGACCAAGCAAAUACAGCCGGACCAGAGAACUAACACACUAAAAGUACGCACUUCUGAGGACAGCAGUGAGCCAGCUGCUUUCUAAACGAACUAUCUCUACGCUUCUACCUUACCUAUGGGCAGAUAAAACUAAGGACCAAAAAAGUUAUUGUUUAAUGGCGUCAAACAUUAACCGGCCGCAAGACAGACAGUUCUGUAGCGUGCCUCAUUCACUCCUUCCACGGAUUUACUAGUCCUCGAGUUACCGUGAACUCGGCACCAUUAGGGGGAGGGGUGGAUGUAACCAGAACUGACAGUCAAGAGUUGUCAAGAGAACUGGCACGUUGUG
Amoebophrya sp. A25 is the source of this 919-nucleotide messenger RNA. The record is from the annotation of a GenBank genome assembly. NCBI's taxonomy places the organism in Eukaryota, Dinophyceae, Syndiniales, Amoebophryaceae.